CUUCGACACUUUUUGUUGAAUGAAAUUCCCAACCCAAUAAAUUAUAUUCCCUUGAUGAGUGACGUGACAACGUCAAUUUGACGUCUAUAGCGUGCUGCAGAUGCUGACAUCAUCUGUCAUGUCAAUCUUUGAUUAUGUUUUUUUUUUAUUCAGACUCAGAUUCCUUAAAUUAACAGCCACUGACAGCUUGUAAGUAUAUGUAUACAUUUCACAGAAAUAUUGCUUUGCUUAUAUAUGUUGUGAUAAUAUAUUCACAGUCUAAGAAUAUUCUUCAAUGUAAUGUAUGUUCUUAUAUUUGUGGAUAUAUUACAUUUCAUGGACCGUUACAAAAAUUUAUUGCCUGCUCUUUCGCUUGCCGAAAACGAAAGUUCGUGCGACAGUUUGCAGUAGGUUGUGAAAAGAUAUUAUAUUAGCAUGCAUGCAUUCGUGAUUAAUAAAAUAAAUACCUAUAUGGGCUCAGCUCACCACACCGUGACUCAUUACUACUAGUAGGUCAUCAUACUUAUCUAUCACUAUCUCUUGAAAAUUAGUACGUGACUGACUACUGACUACCAAUGAAUAUUAUAGGCAUUUAAAUACAAAACAGUCAUCGAUAAUCUAUUAUGCUCACCCAUGCCAUGGUCCAUGGUUUUUUAUACACACACACCAGCAAAGAUAGCAGUUUCAUUUUGGUCUCUUCUCUUUGGUUGAGUUGAUACACACACAUACAAUACAUUAUUUUUAUCUAUAGGAUUUACUGUGCGCGUUCACGGCGUUUUAGUGUAUUUUAUUUGCUAUUUUAGCCAUAUAUAGGCUCCAAUUUACUGUCAUAAUGACCCUGUGUAUUUGUAAAUGUUUAAACCUAACAUUGGAGAGUGAUAAAAUUGAAGAAAAUGUUGAUUUUGAGAAGUUGGAUCUAACAACUGCGGAACAAAGGGAUAUUUUUUUCAGUGAGAAACUGGUUUCAUGUCCCAGUAGUACUUUGAAGACACAGGUGGCACAGCAGGCCCUGCUAGGCCAGCGUGUUGUUAACCGCUGGACGGUAUACUUCUGUUUGGCCUGUGGCCUCAACACACAUGCGAUUCUCCAUGACCGACCUAAUGGACCUUUGAUUGUUCUCAUUGCUAAAUCUACACUUACUACUUCAGACCAGAUCAACGCCUUGCGGAGUUCUAGUAACUUUUCACCAGUGUUCAACUUACUGGUACCAGGAGUCAGCAGUGAUGUUGAAAUGAAAGAGAACAUAGACACAAACAAUCGCACAAUAAAUAGCAAGAAUAUGUGGUCUGGUCAGCCCGUGAUUGGGAAUCUAAACAUGCAGCUGCGAAGGACAUUGGAGUCCCAAUUAGAGUCAAAGCUGGAGGCAGUGGAGGACUCAGUUCGACAAUUUAAGGAUAAGAAAUAUGCGGAAUAUGAGGCAUACAGAGAAAGAGCACAUAGAGAUCAUAAGAUAUUAGCUAGCAUUGUAACAAAGGCCCGUGAAGACAAUGAUAAUGAUGACCUUAAAAUUGAUACAAGUCUGGACAAUGGACCUCCCUCCCCACUAUUACCUCCUCAACAAAGAAGAAGACUGUCCUCUAUCAAAGAUGCCAAAAAGAUUCCUCAAAGUCAUGUAAUUAAGCGUAAUCGAAAUUUCUCACAAGAAGAUGAUUCAUCGGAUGCUGAUGUUCUUUUUGAUUUGGAAGGCAUGGAUUCUCAGAACAACGCUAAUUCAGAUCAAGAUGAUUACGAUUCUGAUGACGGCAGUAACGACGAAGGUAUCCAGUUGUCGCGGCCGCGCGGCAGUCACACGAUGCCGGACAUCGCUCACUCGCUCCCCAUCUCAGUGCCUAACUUCGACAAGGAACGCUCUACACGCCGGGAAUUGGAUGACGAUGAGGUGUCCGCGGACAUCGCGGCCAGCAUCAAGGCGCUAGCGCGCUCCGUGCACGGGGACAUGUUCGAGCUGCCCCCCAAGCGCUGCUCCACGCAGAUCUAGUGCCAGUGGUCCUCAUCCUCACUCUACCUUGCUCUCCGUACUGCGUUCGCUGCAUACACAAGAAAACUAAAGACGGGCUUGCGUACCCAAAGGAUAGAAGAUUUCCAUACAACAUCCCGGGCCAUCUCAUACAGGACUAACGGGCUAAAUCUGGGGUGUCUUGUAAAACUGGACACACGCUAAAGGACAAAAUGUAUUAGCACUCUGUUCCGUUUCUUUUCGUGUAUUUCUAAUACGCAUUUCUCUUAUAUGAGCUAAAAGAAAGUUGGCGAAGUCUAUAGUUUUCUCUGUCUACGGUUCUCUGUGUGCGAGUGUUUUCGGCCGAUUCCACAGACACAUUGGUGCUUUCAAAUUGUGAUUGGUGACCCUAACUCCAUAUGCAGCUACAGGAUAUGAUUCCGUACGCGUCGGCGGCUACGAUCGUUUUCGUGGAUUUGUUAUUACAUAUUUUUAUUAUAUUUACUUCCUACGUUUGUCAUAACUACGCAGUUGCGAUUGUGCAGUCGGAAUUUUACGUGAUUAAAUUAUUUGAGUGCCAAGUUCAGUAUGGCUCAAAUUUAAUUAUAUUUGAAAUUUAUUAACUACAACUAAUAUUCACUGGAAUUGAAUUUGCGAUUGAUAUUGAUUAGUUCAUUUCCUUGUAGUGACGUAUGCUUAACUAAUUGGAUAAUAAGCAAAAAGAAAUAUUUUUAAUGUUACAGAUACUGUAGACUAUAUAAGCAAGAGGCUAUGAAUUGUUGUUAUUAUAAGAUCAGAAAUAUAUUCACUUUGAUGAUACAUGUGAAAUAUUAGUAUAGCUUGCUUUAAAAUAGAUAAAAGUAAAUGGCACGUUACAAUAUUGACUGAAUAAAUACUAAAUUCUUCUAUUAAUUUAAAUAUUGUAUACAGAAAUAUUGACUAUGCUUAAUAUGGGAUAUGCCGCUUACGUUUACAAUGAGAGAGCCAAAUUCACAACGACAUAUGUGCCCAUCCAAAUCCAUACAAACAAUUUCAUAAAGUGUGUGUGUGUGAGUUAUGUUAAGUGUACAUAUAAAAUUAUGAAUUAUAUUGAUGCAAGUAAAUAUAAAAAUAUGGAAUGUUAACAUCUAAGUCAUAUCCCGUUAAUAGUUACUUCUAUUGUUUUUAUCUGGUGUUAUCUUAUUGAUAAGAGAAAGUGUACAAAUUUAACACUUGCAUUUCAUACUAGUCUUAUAGGGUCACUUUAUUAUUUUCAGCAUUAGAUAGUUUUUUUAAUCUCAUGCUUAUGAAUUCAUGAAAGUAUACAUACAUAGUUAAGAUCAUUGUUAUUGCUUUCGACAAGAAUACAAAAUUUUUGAAAUAUGUUUAUUUUUUAUACCAGCGUAUUGAAUGUUUAUGAAAAGGAUCCUAUCGAGUCGGGCUUUGGUAGUAGUGUGUCUUUUCGUUUUUAAUAUUUUAUCUCGUAGAUGGAAAACAAACUUUAGUUGUUUGGAAGUUAUGUUAAAUACCAGUAAAAUAAUGUACCAUAUUUCAGUGUCUUCCAAUAACACUGUUCUAAAAAUAUUUUUUCUAUAUGAAAAGAUUUUGUGAUUGUGUUUUCAGUCAGUUGUAUUAAUUUUAGUCAUUGGUAUGAUGUUUAUAAGAAGGACUUUGAAUGUAUCGAAAUGGAGAUCAUGUAAUAAAUAUUGACCAUGAAAAAAAA
Plodia interpunctella (Indianmeal moth) is the source of this 3617-nucleotide messenger RNA. RefSeq lists its product as uncharacterized. Gene Ontology annotation, biological process: neurotrophin TRK receptor signaling pathway; negative regulation of TOR signaling; negative regulation of protein kinase activity. The transcript is spliced from 7 exons. The record is from RefSeq and is a predicted model, not a curated record. Bases 812 to 1957 code for a protein of 381 amino acids. NCBI's taxonomy places the organism in Eukaryota, Metazoa, Arthropoda, Insecta, Lepidoptera, Pyralidae. Gene Ontology annotation, cellular component: cytoplasm.